AUGUGCCUAGAAUGGCAAUGCUCUGGGGCAACAACAAUAUCUGAGACUAGCGCUUUGUCCGCUUGUGCUACAUACUCCGGCGAAAUCACACUUUCCACGUCUAUUUCAGGCGAUGUCAACCUGGACGGACUAGAAGUCAUCUUGGGCAAUCUAACCGCGUAUCAUGCCCCAAAUCUAACUUCCAUCUCGGGCAAGGACCUACGCUAUUUGGAUAACAUCAUUCUCGAGGACCUAAGCAGUAUAACGGAUGUAAAUUUUCCCCGCCUAACCAGGAUACAAGAUUUCGUACUACUCGGGCUUAACUCACUUCCACGCCUGAACUUCUCAACGCCAAUUACCUCGAUUAGGGUAGUUAACAUUGUGAAUACGUCUCUUACUACGAUCGAUGGGCUUGGCCUUGACAAAAUCCAGAGCGCAGACUAUAUAACUGUUACGAACAACCCUGUACUGGAAAAUUUUAGCUUGCCAGUACUUAAGGAACUAGCUGGACCUGCAUUUUUCGUUCAUAAUGGCGAAAACUUCACAGUAGACUUACCUGUACUAUCAACAAUGAUAGACCUCUGGCUAGAUACCGUUUCUCAUGUAUCAAUGCCCUCAUUGAAAACGAUCAACGGAUCCCUUAACAUGACAAGAGCGGAUAUCAACACCCUUUCGCUACCCCUGGUCCAGGAAAUUAUGGAAAUAAAUAUCUGGAAUGAUUCGGAUCUAUACAACAUCUCGAUGCCAGAGCUAGCUUCAAUUGGGGGCCGCAUGCGCAUUGAGGACAACCCGAGAUUAGCAUCACUUACACUGGAAGCACUUGCAAACAUACGCAACGACACUACCUUGACGGGGAACUUUACUAGUGUAUCCUUUCCAAGCUUACAGACGCUCGGCGGCCAUCUCGAUGUGACAACAAGCGAGGAGUUAGACUGCUCUUCAUUUGAAGGCAUGGCCAAGUCAGGGAACAUCACAGCUGGAUUACAAUGCAACAGCGCAGGCAACUCUGUCAGCGUGGCACCUUCGACCCCAUCAGAAACCGCAGAUCCAACACAAGGCAAUAAUUCGCUGACCACAGGAGCCAAGGUAGGGAUUGGUGUUGGUGUUGCCGGCGGUGUAAUUGGGGCUACCUGCGCCGGGAUCCUCGUUUUUAUGCUCCGCCGCAACCGGCAAAAACGUCUGACAGUGGGCGAGACGGACAAGGACGAAACCCAUCAAAAGCCCGCUGAUGCUGUACCGCCAGAUCCAGCACAGGAGCUCGGGUCAAGCAAUAUGCAGGAGUUGGAGGCCAGUAAGCCAGUGAAUGAAAUGGACGCGCCGAGAGGGAUCGUGGAGGCUCCAGAACAAGAGGCUGUCGAGAUGCCGGCAAAUGAGCGUGUGGGUGAACUAGAAGGGGAUACCCACCUGGAGAAGAGGACAUCCGCUUAGAGGAUUUGAAGUAAAUAAUCGUAUUCCACAGGUAUCCGGCUUGUCUUACACUACAUUGUCUUCCCCAAAGUCUUUGACAACGCUCCGUGGCUCAGUGUAUUCGCCGAUUCCGGUGAAAGGGAUCGCCAGUCCAAACCCGGAAGGUCCACCGACUUUCAACCCCUGCUCGGUCUUCCACAGUGGGUGUGAGGGCAUCGCGAUAACACUUACAACCAACCCGUACCGCAGGUCUUGUGAUCCAAUUGCUUCUCCAUCUUGUCCCAAAAUUGAGAUCAAGUCCGGAACCGUGCAUACAACUUCCUCGCUAUCUGAUCCUCCGGUCGAGUCUGUGUAUGCGGCAUACAA
Aplosporella prunicola CBS 121167 is the source of this 1752-nucleotide messenger RNA. RefSeq lists its product as uncharacterized. NCBI's taxonomy places the organism in Eukaryota, Fungi, Ascomycota, Dothideomycetes, Botryosphaeriales, Aplosporellaceae. Gene Ontology annotation, cellular component: cell wall; plasma membrane. The coding region runs from base 1 to 1407 and encodes 468 amino acids. The record is from RefSeq and is a predicted model, not a curated record. The transcript has 3 exons.